AUGCAUCCAUCUUCACCAUCGAACGGAGAUGACCUCUCCUAUCGAGGAGUUGAACCUAUGAUGUCUGAGAAACAGAGCAAUAAUGCAAAAAUGGAUCGUAUUCUGUACCUUUUGCGUGCUGAAUUGUUGACCGCUGAAUCCCAAAAAUCUCGUGGCAACUUCCUCCAUUCAUCACAUUUCGCUUGCCAGAGGCUGCUCCUCCCGCCGAUCCUUGACAUUCUUCUCUCAUGCUCUACCCUGCCCAAGAUGUUGAUUCUUUCUCCUCUUCACUACGAUCUCCGCCACUCUAUGCCCUCUAUCUCUGCCUCCCUCUGUUACGCUUUUACCAUCUCUCUAGAUACAUCGGCGUCUCGCUAUUUCUCUGUAGUUGACAGCAUCUUUCACGAUAUUCUCGUUGACUGCCUCUCCUCUCUUCAUCAACACUCGCCAGAGAACACGGCAAACCUGGCCUGGAACGCCUUGGAAGAUGUACACAAAGAGUCAAGAUUAUCUGGUUUGAUCAAGAUCAUCUGGUUGAAUACGCAAGCUCUUGAUGGAAGAGACUAUACAUACAAAGAAGAGAUUCAGGCGGAGACGAUGAAGAGGCGAGAUAGAACUUUACGACCCAAUGGCCUGCUGUGGCCAGAUACAUCUUCGAGGCCGGAUAGAAUUUUACGACCCAGCAGCCCCCUGUGGCCUGCAUACUUGUACCACGACAAAGCUAGAUUCCGUCUGCUGAUGCGACAUAUCACAGGAAUCGGAUCAUCGCAGUCGCAUCAGCGGACGGAUCUAGCAGAAGAAUACAUCAACGACGGCCUUGGCGGGGUAGAACUUUACGACCCAGUCGCCUAUGAGGCGAAACAAGUAGGUCUUCCACUGCAAGAAGGUUUCUGUGGUAGUCUGCUAAUUAUGCCGCAAGCUUGUUCCAAAUCUUCCGGUCUAUUGAGGCCUCAGCGUUUUGACGGCCCAGCAAGAUAG
Messenger RNA from Trichoderma asperellum CBS 433.97, 957 nucleotides. NCBI's taxonomy places the organism in Eukaryota, Fungi, Ascomycota, Sordariomycetes, Hypocreales, Hypocreaceae. The record is from RefSeq and is a predicted model, not a curated record.